UACGCGAAUCAGAAGCGAUCGAUUUUGCAAGAAAUUCAUUGACUGGCCGUCUGAUCCACAAUCAUGGAAUUUAACGCCGAACAGAUAAAGUCGGAAGCUCUUCAAAUCAAUAAAGGUUUUGCAUUGAUGGUAAUCAAUAAAAAGUUCAAACAGUUUGCGUUCCGUUACUGUGCUGAUGCCGAUAGAAAAAACAUUAAAACAUUUUGUGAGAACGCUGGGCUUACUAUAAACGAUACUAAGGGUCUUAAAACAGAUGAUCUCACGGCGGACGAAAUUGAAGAUCUUUUCAAGACAAUAUCUAAGACAGAUUUCAGCUCCUACGAUGCAUUCGUCUGUUUCAUAUCAAGUCACGGGGACCCUGGAGAAAUCUUAGGAGUAGAUGGCGGCUCCAUUACCGUUAAAGAAAUUAUUCGUCCGAUCAAUCGGUGCUCUUCCUUAGAAGGCAAGCCCAAACUUUUCUUCAUCCAAAGUGGCAGAGGAUACAAGAAGCAUACCGAUAUAUCUCAAGCCAAACGCAGGGUUGUAGCCGAUUCCCUUGGGUUCCCCUCCAUCACUAUAUCCAUUCCGAUUGAAGCUGAUAUAUUGGUUGCGUAUUCAAGUUUAAAUGGGUACGAAUUGUACAGAAAAGCGAGCGAAGGAUCCUGGUUUAUCACUGCGUUAACACAGGUUUUAAGCAACCAUGCAAGAGAUAUGAAUUUGACCGACAUGCUGGCAAUAGUUCUCAAAAUGGUUUCCGGUACCCAGCACUGUGGCAGGAAACAGACGCCGCUUUUUAUGAGCACCUUAAGAAAAACUGUUUGGUUUAAAGUCUUAGACUGCAUCGAAUCAGGUUAACCUAAUUAUAAUAUAACGUAAUAUACAAUAAUUGUAACAACUAGAUUUGCCUCCUGUAUGCAAUUGACCAUUGCUCGCGUUUAGGCAUUAUAAAUUCUAUGAAUACAUGUUUGUUUGAAAUCAGCAACAAGUAAUAUUUUUUGGGUUUUAUGUUUAUUAACUUUGGAGUUUUAUGUAUAUACUGUAAUUUAUAUAAAAUUAUACCCUCAAUCUUAUGUAUAGCAUCCUGUAUAGGAAAAUCUACAAAAUAAAAUCUUCCUCUUGAAGUA
Messenger RNA from Dendronephthya gigantea, 1103 nucleotides. RefSeq names its product caspase-3-like. Lineage: Eukaryota; Metazoa; Cnidaria; Anthozoa; Malacalcyonacea; Nephtheidae. The record is from RefSeq and is a predicted model, not a curated record. Gene Ontology annotation, molecular function: cysteine-type endopeptidase activity. Gene Ontology annotation, biological process: proteolysis. Bases 64 to 834 code for a protein of 256 amino acids. The transcript has a single exon.